AUGGCUGCGCCUUUUCCAAAUGUUGCCGCACGAGGCUAUGGACCAAAUGUCACAUAUAUCUACGAAUACUCGAGAGGCCUGAACGGUGUGAAUGUUCCCCUGGAUGUGCUCAUUGCCCGUGUCAUCUACUCUACGAUCAUCAUCUUGGCUGUCGUCGUUUUCUGCGGCCGCAUCGCGCAAAUAAGCCACGCCUACCUUCGUCUGACCACCGCUUCGUCGUCCAAUCAACGACAACAAACAUACUGGAGUCGGGAACAGUCAAGAUUGUGGCCAUGGCUGAAGAAGCAGGUCUUAUAUGCUCCUCUGGGGAGGAAGAGACACAAUCGAGAGGUUCAGCUCUCUUCCGCUAUCGGCAUGGGCACCUUGCCGUCUCGAUUCCAGACCAUCUUGAUCUCACUGUACUUCGCAAGUCAGGUUGUGUAUUGCUUGUUUCUGGAUUAUGGCGCAAACGAAAAGCAAGCGCUGGUAGCAGAGCUUCGUGGACGCUCUGGAACGCUUGCCGUCCUCAAUCUAGUUCCACUUUUUCUCCUAGCAUCUCGCAAUAACCCGUUGAUAUCCAUUCUGAAUAUCAGCUUCGACACAUAUAAUCUUCUUCACCGUUGGUUAGGUCGCAUUGUGGUCCUCGAAGCCAUCACUCAUACCAGCGCAUGGGCGGUCAACGCCUGCGCCGAGCAGAAUUUCACUGACAUGCUCGCACGGUUGAGGGACACCCCCUUCUUCAGCUGGGGAUUAGUAGGAACAUGUGCCAUGGUUUGCCUUCUUCUGCACUCUCCUUCUCCUAUCCGGCAUGCUUUCUACGAGAUCUUCCUGCAUCUACACCAGCUCUUUGCGCUACUGGCUUUUGUCGGCGUGUAUCUCCACUUGAAACUAGACUCUCUCCCGCAGAAGCCCUGGAUUGACGCCGUCGCCGUGAUCUGGAUCACCGAGCGCAGCAUAAGACUCCUUCGCCUUGCUUAUCUCAACUUGUCUCCCAGACACGGCAGCACUCGCAUGACCGUCGUUGCCCUCCCAGGCGAAGCCUGUCGAGUGACUUUCCACCUCCCAAAGCGCGUGGAUAUUCAACCCGGCUGCCACGUCUUCGCCUACAUUCCUUGCGUAUCCUGGUGGAUGUCUCACCCCUUCUCCAUCGCAUGGGCUGAACCCCGGAGCACAACCAACGACAACCCAUACCUGGACUACAAACCAUCCAGCAAUCCCCCUCUGACCCCCUGCUCCAUCGAAAAGCAAGGCUUCGACCUCGACUUCGAACCUAGGGACUUUCGCCCCCAACCUACAGAAGUAUCACUCAUCAUCAGCGCUCGCCAAGGCAUGACUCGCGCACUUUACAACCUCGCCCGCUCAAAACCGAAUCAAACACUUCAUAGCUCUGGCUUCAUCGAAGGACCCUACGGCUCUCAUCCCGCAAAUGCCUCCAGCUACGGCACGGCAGUCCUUUUCUCAGCCGGUGCAGGAAUCACCCACCAUCUCCUGUACACCCGCGAUCUACUGAUGCGGUCAGCCUCCGAAACAGCAGCAACUCGUCGCAUCUACCUCAUCUGGUCUGUCCGCUCCACAGACCAUCUCGCAUGGGUGAGUCAAUGGAUGGACCAGAUUCUGAAACUUCCCAUGCGCCGCGAUAUCCUCGUCAUCAAGCUUUUUGUCUCGAAGCCACGGCGCGCCGCGGAUAUCGUCUCGCCCUCUAAGACAGUGCAGAUGUUUUCGGGUCGGUGUAGACCUGACGUUGUGUUGAAUGAGAUUAUGCCAAAGAGAGUGGGUGCCACGCUAGUUUCGGUUUGUGGACCUGGGGCUUUUGCGGAUGAAGUGAGGAUGGCAGCCAGAGAGAGGAUUGGAAAAGGGGCUGUGGUUGAUUUUGUGGAAGAGGCUUUCACGUGGUAA
Messenger RNA from Penicillium longicatenatum, 1875 nucleotides. RefSeq names its product ferric reductase family protein. The transcript has a single exon. Gene Ontology annotation, biological process: copper ion import; iron ion transport; intracellular iron ion homeostasis. The coding region runs from base 1 to 1875 and encodes 624 amino acids. NCBI's taxonomy places the organism in Eukaryota, Fungi, Ascomycota, Eurotiomycetes, Eurotiales, Aspergillaceae. Gene Ontology annotation, molecular function: ferric-chelate reductase activity. Gene Ontology annotation, cellular component: plasma membrane. The record is from RefSeq and is a predicted model, not a curated record.